AACAGAAGACAUAUGAUCUUUGACAAGCAAUGGUGCAAUAUUGUUAUUGUUAAUAUCUAGAUUUAGACUUUAGAGUAGUUUCACUCUUUAAACGAAAAAAUUAAAUUAAUGUAUUAAUAAUGAUUCGAGAAGACGAUCCUCAAUUUAGAAUUACUCCAUUCCAACAAAUGGCAUCGGCGUGUUCCGGUGCAUUAAUAACCUCGUUAUUUAUGACACCACUAGACGUAGUAAAGAUUCGAUUACAAGCACAACAAAAGGCUUUGCUGUCAAACAAAUGUUAUUUGUAUUGCAAUGGUUUAAUGGAACAUCUAUGUCCAUGUGGAGAAACUGCUUGGAUACCGAGACGAGUCCAUUUUCACGGCACUAUAGAUGCAUUUUACAAGAUUGCGAAAUUAGAAGGUGUCCCAGCUUUAUGGUCUGGUCUAAGUCCCACUCUGAUACUUGCACUUCCUUGUACUGUGAUUUAUUUUGUGUCCUAUGAACAAUUGAGAUAUCAAAUGAAAACUAUCUAUAACACCACAACUGGUAAUCCUACUCAACCAAUGUGGAUUCCUCUUAUAGCGGGUGCCACUGCUAGAAUGACAGCUGUGACUCUUGUGAGUCCGUUAGAGUUAAUAAGGACAAAGAUGCAAUCAAAAAAAUUGACAUAUUCAGAAAUCAAUUUAGCUUUACGACAAGUCCUAAAGUAUGAAGGAUACAAAGGACUGUUUCGUGGUUUGGGUUCUACUCUGCUUAGAGAUGUGCCAUUCUCAGGUCUAUAUUGGACAACAUUUGAGACAACAAAAAGAAUUUUUAACAAGCCAGAUUCAGAAAAGAACUCAUUUUUAUUUAAUUUCUUCUGUGGUUCUGUGGCUGGCAGUAUUGCUGCAUUUGUAACAUUGCCAUUUGAUGUGGUGAAGACCCAUCAACAAAUUGAAUUAGGUGAAAAGGAAAUUUAUACAGAUGGUAAAAUACAGCAGCGGGCUUCAAACAUGCAAGACAUAGCAAGAAAUAUUUACAAGAAUCAUGGUAUUAGAGGUCUCUUUACUGGAUUAUUGCCGAGAAUAUUUAAAGUUGCACCGGCUUGUGCGAUCAUGAUAGCAACAUUUGAAUAUGGAAAACAAUUCUUUAGAACUUACAAUAGCCAAAAGUACAAGGAAAAAAUGCAGAGAGAUGGCAUAGAAAUAAAAAUAAUCAAAAGUGAUUAAUAUGAACUUUCAAGUUUUGUUUGUGUUUUACUUAUUUAGACAUCAAGAUAUUGUUCUUGUGACCAAAUCGAGUAAUGAGGACUAUUCAUAAGAGACAUUUGCAAAAUUUUAUUAUCAAUUUUUUUGUCAGUACAAAACUACAUACUUGUAUUGUUUUCGACAUGUGUUUUUUAUAAAGUUAUCAUUAAUGCUUUAAUUUAUUUAUAGAAAAAUUGUGAACAACACGUUGCUUUUGUUUCAUUUUAGAAGUAUUAUACAUAAUAUGUAGGGUAGACUUUAACAAACACUCAAGUGUCAUUUAAUUACAGUGUACAAACAUUAACAGAAUUGUUAAUAGUGAAUUUGAUAUAUGUAUAUAAGUUUUAUUAUGUAAUAAAUCUUCCAUGUUGUAUAUAAUUCAUAAUGUUAAAUUAUUGUCUCUAGGGCCUUAGUUUAAAUAUAUUGUUGACUCGAAUACAUAGUUGUUAAUAAAAAAUAUCAUAAUAAAGAAAACAAUGAGAGAACUUUUAUACUUACUUUAUUAAUAUUAAAAAUUCUUAAAAUAACAUUAAUGUACUAUUGGUCCCAAUGGUUCAGCUUUGAUGUUCCCGAGAUCUAAUCUACUAUCUAUAGACUCGUCUAUUUGUCCGACGAUCGCUAUAUUGUCACCACGUAUAAUGUGAAGCCCGAGAACAACUUGUGCUACUCCUGUAGACGACGAAAACACUCUUUCAUGGGAUUCAUCCAAUAUAAUGUUUAUAGUUUGGUCGAAUCCUUUUAAUGUGCCUAUAAAAUUUCUUCCAUCUGCAGUUAUCACAGACACUGUCUGAUUAAUAUAAUUUUCUAGACCUGAAGCCAUAGCUGUGUUUUAAAACUACUCUAAUUUACAACAAUAAAGUAAAAAGUAUUUGGUUA
Molecule: messenger RNA, 2081 nt
Organism: Danaus plexippus (monarch butterfly)
Lineage: Eukaryota; Metazoa; Arthropoda; Insecta; Lepidoptera; Nymphalidae
Product: probable mitochondrial glutathione transporter SLC25A40
Exons: 10
Coding region: 120-1187 (355 amino acids)
Biological process (GO): mitochondrial transmembrane transport
Source: RefSeq, a predicted model, not a curated record